GCACCACGAAUUCAACGAAACAUGUCGUCGAAGGCCCCCGCCGUCCUCGGCGGCACGACGGCAAACAAGGAGGAACGCGUCCAUUUGGACAUUGAGGAUGGAAAUGAAGUCGCCGCGGAAGAGGAAUCGGCCGAGAUGUUCUCCAACAUCAAUGAUGAUACGCCCAACAUCACAGAACUUCAAAGUCUGUGCAUUAACUGCCACGAAGAUGGAAUGACCAAGCUCCUCUUGACGCGCAUCCCGUACUUCCGCGAAGUCAUCUUGAUGUCGUUUGCAUGCGACCAUUGCGGCUUCAAGAACAGCGAAGUGCAAUUCGGCGGUACCAUCCAGGAGCAAGGCGUGCGCAUGGAACUCUCGGUGCAAACACGCGAAGACUUGAACCGACAAUUGAUCAAGUCGGACACGGCCGUGAUUGAGUUUCCUGAAGUUAACUUUGAAAUCCCAGCAAGCACCCAGCAGGGUACUAUCAACACGAUCGAGGGCUUCCUGUCGAAAGCCAUCGAUGGCCUCCGUGCGAACCAAGAAGAGCGUCGUGCUAUCGACCCUGCCACGACCCAAAAAAUCGACGACUUUCUGGCCAACCUUGCCCUCAUGGCCGCUGGGAUCACGCUUCCUUUCACCGUCAUUGUGACCGACCCUGCCGGCAACUCGCACAUCGAGAAUUUACACGCGCCCAACCCGGACCCGCAGCUAAAGAUUGAAACUUUCUUCCGCAGCGAAGCCCAAGACUUAAUGUGUGGGUUGCAGCCGGACGCGUCCCAUGCGCACGACACGCCGUCGACCGCGCCGCGUGUGCUACCGCCGCGUAAUGCAGGUCUCGACACUUUCUUGGCACAAAACAACAAUAUCGCCAAGCGCGAGGCCAUUCGUUUCCCGACUCAGUGUCACUCGUGCUACAAGGACGGCGAAUCGAUGAUGUGCAUCACGGACAUCCCUCACUUUAAAGAAGUCAUCAUCAUGGCGUUCAAUUGCGAGCACUGCGGGUUCAAAACAAACGAAGUCAAGGCCGGCGGGGCAAUCCCUCCUUUGGGGGAGCGCAUCGUGCUUCAUGUGCAGGACCAAUCGUUCUUGGACCGCGACGUACUCAAAUCCGACUCGGCCUGCGUGCAUAUUCCCGAAGUGGAAUUGGAAAUGGUGGCCGGGUCGCUGGGCGGACUGUACACGACAAUCGAAGGGCUCCUUGACAAGAUUGCCGAGAACAUCACGAAGGGUAACCCGUUCGCCGUCGGUGAUAGCGACGGUGGCCGCUCGGGGCUUCGCGCGUGGCUGGACAAGUUGGAGGCGCUCAAGCAUGGCACGCCGUUCACAUUGAUCAUCGAAGAUCCGUUGGCCAACAGCUUCAUCUACUCGCCGUGCGGGUCGGCCGCGGACGACCCUGACAUGACGUGCGAGUCGUACGUCCGCACGGAAGAAGAAAACGACAACCUUGGCUUGCUCGACAUGAAGGUCGAGAACUACUCGUCCGAAGUGAUCGACAACUUGUCGGGUGAAGCGCUGGCCAAGGUCACCCUCAGCGACAAGCAAUCGAUGGCUCGCGGCGGCCAAGCUUUGCCCGAAUCGGGCUACCAUCCGAACCCGAACGCGGUCAUGCACCUCGACAAUCCUCGCACGACGACCCUGUAGAGACCACACGUCGCAGUAUCAUAGCAAGUUGGGUUGUAUGUUCUUGGAUUUGAGCGUUGGGUGGGUGCGACACGAAUAUCAAAAGUGGCAAUGGGUUCAUCAUGGUCGCGUCAAAGGAGAUCCAGCGCUGGUGCGCCGCGCGCGUAAGGAAUAGAGACAUGGAGACAACAUUCUUCCCCCGCUGGGGAAGCGGUGGCUUUGUUUUUAGCUGUGUACCGGGUGAAGCAAGGAUUUUCUCUGGCUCGCUCGAGCGAUGUUGUGUGUGUGGGGAGCUGUGUCGCCCCAGAUUGUUCACGUGCAAA
This is a messenger RNA of Aphanomyces invadans, 1925 nucleotides long. RefSeq lists its product as hypothetical. Gene Ontology annotation, cellular component: cytoplasm; nucleus. Lineage: Eukaryota; Oomycota; Saprolegniomycetes; Saprolegniales; Verrucalvaceae. Gene Ontology annotation, molecular function: zinc ion binding. The transcript has 6 exons. The coding region runs from base 22 to 1623 and encodes 533 amino acids. The record is from RefSeq and is a predicted model, not a curated record.